Hipposideros armiger (great roundleaf bat) is the source of this 2282-nucleotide messenger RNA. RefSeq names its product charged multivesicular body protein 6 (gene CHMP6). Gene Ontology annotation, cellular component: ESCRT III complex; multivesicular body. Gene Ontology annotation, biological process: late endosome to vacuole transport via multivesicular body sorting pathway; vesicle budding from membrane. The transcript is spliced from 9 exons. The coding region runs from base 818 to 1402 and encodes 194 amino acids. NCBI's taxonomy places the organism in Eukaryota, Metazoa, Chordata, Mammalia, Chiroptera, Hipposideridae. The record is from RefSeq and is a predicted model, not a curated record.
UUUUCUGAAUUUAUCUGCCACAAAACUGUUAUUUUUGUCCUAAGAAGUGAAUUCAAAUGACAGGUGGUUUUUCUAUCUUGGCUUUUGAAACCAAAAGGCGUGAAGGUUCUCAACGGACGUUUCCCAGAUGAAGCCACAGCCACAGGAGUGUUUGUCACUAGAGAAAAUCCGCAGUGCUGGGGACCCAACUCUGGGUUUCUCAAGACCUUGCUCCUGGCCGGCUCGCCUUGUCCGGAGUCUGGACCAGAACAGUGGGGCUUGCACACGAUAGAACGAACGAUGGCCUGAUGUUUUCCAAGGAUGGGAAGCGGAGCUGAGACGCUUCCAGGCCCAGCAGCACCGUCCUGUGGCCGUCUGUGUUACAACGCGGGCCGCCUGGCCGUACCUCCCUCCCUCUGGCUACACAGCCAGCAUGGAGGAAGGCCUGGGGACGGGUGGGCUCCCGGGGUCCCCAGCGGCAAGGCAGCCAGAGCUGGGAAGACCCGGCAUGUAGGCUGGCAGAGCGGGUGUCUCUGGGCUGCGGGGUAGCGACAGUGAGCGCCUUUCGUCGUAGCGAGGAGAGGACCUGCAGCCCUCGCGGAGCCUGACCGUGGGCCGUGUGGGCAGAGCUGGGAAGCAGACCCCUUCAGACAGCUCAGUGCAUCACAGAUGCACGGCCCCCUGACUGGUGAACUCGGGGUGACCCGUCCUAAAGACACGGUCCUGCGAGUGGCAGGGCCGGACGCCUGCAGGAGCUCUUCACGGCGUUGCCAGAAGUGACGGCAUCAGGAAGAAACAUGAAUGGCGUGAAAGAGGGACGGAUCGAUCCAGUGUGUGAAUGACCACGCAUCCUUUCUGGGACAGUCCGCAGGGUCCCGAGCAACUGAAGCAGCAGCGGGAUAAGCUGAAGCAGUACCAGAAGAGGAUCACGCAGCAGCUGGAGCGGGAGAGGGAGCUGGCCCGGCAGCUCCUGCGGGACGGCAGGAGGGACCGGGCCAAGCUGCUGCUCAAGAAGAAGCGAUACCGGGAGCAGCUCUUGGACAAGACGGAAAACCAGAUCACCAGCCUGGAGACGAUGGUCCAGAGUAUUGAGUUCACCCAGAUAGAGAUGAAGGUGAUCGAAGGGCUGCAGUUUGGAAAUGAGUGUCUGAAUAAAAUGCACCAGGUGAUGUCCAUCGAGGAAGUGGAGCGGGUCCUGGACGAGACCCAGGAGGCUGUGGAAUACCAGCGGCAAAUAGAUGAGCUGUUGGCAGGAAGCUUCACUCAAGAGGAUGAAGACGCCAUCCUGGAGGAGCUGAAUGCAAUCACUCAGGAACAAAUCGAGCUCCCAGAGGUUCCUUCAGAGCCCCUUCCCGAAAAGAAACCAGAGAAAGUCCCUGUCCAGGCCAGGCCCAGGCAGGCCGAGCUGGUGGCAGCCUCUUAACUCGGCCUCCUCGUGUAGGACUGGUGGGGACUCCCCAAGGACUGGGGCCCACAGAGGGUUUGGGGUGUGGCCGGCCGUGACCGGUCUCCCAGGAGGUGGGUGCGGGGCCAGGCCUGCGGUGCUGACGGAGCAGAGCAGCGCACGCGGCCGCUACCGGGACGACUCCAUGGACCUUUCCCGGCGCGGCUGCCGUGCUCUUUUCUGGAUUAAAUGGUGACAUUCAAACCCUGUGGCCAAACGCGGCUUCUGAGGCUGUGGCUCCCACGGGGCCAUGGCAGGCCCGUGGUGCUGGUCACACUUCCUGUCCCUGGCCCCGCGAGGCUCCGCAGGCCGCUUCUUCUGUGGGAAGGCGCGUCACUUCUAACGCCAUCCCUCCUUCUCACCCUUCCUGCUGCUCCCACUAGUUGGGGGGGCUCCAGCUAAGAGGCCCUACCUGGGCCUGGCCUCCUCACAGGCCCAGGUGCCAUGUGGAUUCGGGCUGGAAACCUCUCCAUGCUUCUGGUCGGCGUUGGGGGUGGGAGUGGGGGCCAGGAAGGCCAAGUCCCCGCUGGAUUGACGACUCCAGGGCCCUGCCUGCCCCCUUCACUCGCGGGUCCUGCUGAGAAGGGACGUUACAGGACAGCCAGCGGGGCCUGCGGGGGUUCCCGCAGGUGCUGACGGGACCUGUUUGUCCUUGGGACUCGCUGUGGCUGGGGCAUGGGAGCCUGCAGAGACGCAGCUGUCAGAGCCGAGCAGAGGCUGUGGGCACGGAAAUGACUCGCUCGCUCGCUCGCGGUUCUUUCUGGAAUUAGACAGCCAGGCUGGGGUUUCGCUUCCUCCAAGAAAAAAAGGAAAGCCGGCCCCCCAAACAGGGCAGCCCACAUUAAAGCCGGUUCCCGCA